Molecule: messenger RNA, 1413 nt
Organism: Pimephales promelas (fathead minnow)
Lineage: Eukaryota; Metazoa; Chordata; Actinopteri; Cypriniformes; Leuciscidae
Gene: snapc1b
Product: small nuclear RNA activating complex, polypeptide 1b
Biological process (GO): snRNA transcription by RNA polymerase II; snRNA transcription by RNA polymerase III
Cellular component (GO): snRNA-activating protein complex
Molecular function (GO): sequence-specific DNA binding
Source: RefSeq, a predicted model, not a curated record
CUAGGGGGCAGUAAGAAAAUGUAAUCGUUUCACAUGUGUAUGAGCAACACGAAAAACUCAAAAAAUGAGAAACACUGAAACCAUUUUUUAUCGGAUUUUUAAACAUGUAAACAUUUGAGUCUGUGUGGUCUUGAUUAAGGUCUAGGAUGGAGAAUUUCAGAGGGCCGGUAAAAGCAGACUGCGAAGAACUACUGGCUCGUUUCCAGGCGACCGAGUCAGUUCGGUACGAGCAGUUUCUGGAGAUCUGGAGAGACAUGAACUUCAGCAGCAUCUUCUGUGGUAGACCAGAGGGAAAUGAGAGAAGGUGUUUAACUCGUGUGAUCAUGUCUGUGGCGUCUCCAUACCUCUUUCCACCCUACACUUUCCAGAUCAGAGUGGGGGGGCUUUAUCUGCUGUACGGGCUCUUCAACUCACAACUAAUCACUCCCAAAGAGAAGAUCCGCAUUGCUCUGAAGGACUGGAAGGAUGUCAUGCAGUUUCAGAGGGAUGCAGUGAACGCUCAACAUUAUGAUGUGGUUUAUAUCUUCAGGAAGCUCCUCUCAGAUAAAGCUUUCUACUUCACGGCCAUGCCUACACCACUCUGUUUUAGGGAAAAGAGGGAAGAUAGAAAGAAGACAGAAUUCUGUGAAGAGUUUGUUAAUCCGUCAUCACGUCCUCAGGAACUCGUCACCACAGACGUUCUGGACGAAAUUGGAAAUAUCCAUGAUCAUUAUGAGGGUCUGAAGAAAGCUAUUUUCCCUGAACCAGACCCAAACCUGAAUCUUAUCCAACAAAACCUGGUUCCCAAACUAAACGGUGCCAUCCUCACCUAUUCCAGUUGGCAGUUUAACCGUGCAGAAUUUGAGCAGCAGGAUGCUGGAGAGGGAACUUCAAAUCAAGAAAGCUCCCGAAGAGCCCAACUGUUAGCAUCAAUCAAGUCCAGAUCAUACGGACAAGUUUCAGAGGCCUCCAAGUCUCGACGUCACAGACAGGCACAGUUGGUCCCAGCAGACGGAGAAGACUUUUCACAACAGCUCCUGGCAAAAAAGAAGCGAUACCCAUCACUUAAAACGCGCACUCAAUUACGAUUCAACACUCAGGUAGGAAAUGAGAGUGAGGGGUUGACCCGGCUGUGGUGUUUGAGUGCCGUGAAUGAAGAGAAGGCACCAGAAAAAAAGAAGAAAAAAUUCCAAUGGAAGCCAGAGAAGGGCAGCGAUCCCACUUCACAUUAAGCACCAACAUCAGGACAGACUGUGAUUGUUGGGCAGCCAAGUGUUGAAAGUGAUUUGUGCCUCAAGCUCCGAUUUUAUUGAAUUUGUUUUACUGCAAUUUUAAACCUUGCUGUUCGCUGUAAAUCUUGGAACUCCAAAAUGGUUCUAUAUAGAAUACAUUUUUUUUUUUUUGUAAAAGGUUCUAUUGGCCAAGUAUGGAACC